AUGGAAACUGCCCCCAUCCUCCGUCAAUUCUGCAAGAUCAUUUCGAUUGACGUCAAGCCAUCGAAGGAAAGCAUAGCAGCUGAUUAUAUGCCCCUGGAUCAAUUUCUUGUCGAUCUUAAUAACCUCAGGUCUCUGUGGAUAUACUUAGAUAUCGGGAACCCUCUGGGGGCUUUGGCCAUAUUUAAAGCCAUUCAAAAAGAGACCUUGAUUGAAAUCAACUUGUGCGCGACUCCCCAUACUUGGUCUAGCGUCCCAAACAUCAUAUCUUUCGACCAAAGCUCACCUAUUCUCGGGGAGAUACUCAAGUGGUUUACUGGACUAGAAAAGUUUGAAUUCAAUGGUCUGGAGGAAGAGAUCGACUAUUUCCCGGAGUGGAAUUACAAAAUAUUCGAACACACGCUAGAGCCGCACAAGGAUACCCUCACAAGCAUUACCAUCACCAGUAUAUCUGAUUACAGCGAUGAGUUCUUGGACUUAACGAAAUUUACAAGCCUGAUUCACGUGCGACUCCCAGUCCGAUACCUGGUUUUUCAAUGCCCCAAAAAAGCCGUUGAGGCACUACUUGCUCCUAAGAUCCAGACGAUUACUAUUGAUUUUGAUUCAGACUGGGCUGUGGGAAGCGGUCUUGAGACGGACCCAGAGGCAGACUGGAUCGUAAAAAAAGAGGACAUUGAUUGGAUAUUUGUUUUUGGUUUGAGUGUCUUCGAUGUGAAAGAUUGUGACCUUCAAGAGAUCUAUAUCUUCUUUCACCCCCUGCUAGGUGAAGGCACUCUUGACGAGGCAGAAUGGAGUAGUUGGGACUGGGAAUACCCCUGGGACCUAAUGCAGGAGACGAGCGAAGCAUUAGCAACACUUGGAAUUGCACUCACCUAUGAUGAGCACACCUUAUCGAGGGAAGAAUUUGAGGAGUGGAAGGCCGAUAGAACUAGUUUCCACUUGUACCCGGAUACGGUUUCUUGA
This is a messenger RNA of Aspergillus wentii DTO 134E9, 960 nucleotides long. RefSeq lists its product as uncharacterized. The coding region runs from base 1 to 960 and encodes 319 amino acids. The record is from RefSeq and is a predicted model, not a curated record. NCBI's taxonomy places the organism in Eukaryota, Fungi, Ascomycota, Eurotiomycetes, Eurotiales, Aspergillaceae. The transcript is spliced from 2 exons.